GAAGCUCCGGCCGCGGAGUGAUGGAGGCGGCAGCGAAGAUGGGCCGGGCAGAGACCAUGGUGGUGGCGGCAGAAGUGGCAGGGGCGGGGCGCCUGGCGAUAGAGGAGGCUGUGGUCUACAGGGGGCUGUAGGUGGAGGCAUGGCUCAGGCCAGCAGCGGGAACGGCAGCGAGGAGGCCUGGGGGGCACUUCGCGUGCCGCAACAGCAGAGUCCGGCAGCGUCUUCUCUUGAGGGAGCAAUUUGGAGAAGAGCUGGAACCCAGACUCGCGCCCUGGAUGCCAUCCUUUAUCAUCCACAACAGUCCCAUCUGAAAACACCCUGGGGAGCCAGCCUGAGUGUGAGAGAAGUCUCUGUAUGCAGAACUGAAAUCCGCCUCUUUCUUCGAGAGCUCUGCCCAGGAGUGAACAACCAGCCCUACCUCUGUGAGAGUGGUCACUGCUGCGGGGAGACGGGCUGCUGCACCUACUACUAUGAGCUCUGGUGGUUCUGGCUGCUCUGGACUGUCCUCAUCCUCUUUAGCUGCUGUUGCGCCUUCCGUCACCGGCGAGCUAAACUCCGGCUGCAGCAACAGCAGCGCCAGCGGGAGAUCAACCUGUUGGCCUACCACGGGGCAUGCCAUGGGGCUGGCCCUGGCCCUACCGGUUCACUGCUUGACCUUCGCCUCCUCAGCGCCUUCAAACCCCCAGCCUAUGAGGAUGUGGUUCACCGGCCCGGCACACCGCCGCCUCCUUACACCGCAGCCUCAGGCUGCCCCUUGACUGCUUCCAGUGACCGCACCGGCCGCUCCUCUGCUUCUAGCUGCCCUGCCCACUGCGAGGGAACAAAUGUGGAAGGUGUUGCCUCCCACGGGAGUGCGCCCCCUCAUCAGGAGGGUGAGCCUGGGGCAGGGCUCAGCCCUGCCCCCACACCCCCUUCUUGCCGCUAUCGCCGCCUGACUGGUGACUCAGGUAUUGAGCUCUGCCCUUGUCCUGACUCCAGCGAGGGCGAGCCAGUCAAGGAGGCUAGGGCUAGUGCCACCCCACCAGAUCUGGAGGGCCCUUAUGUGCUGCCCCUCGAUCCUAUACCCCAGGUCUCUCCUGUGGGGCUAGCUUCCACUGAAGGGGACAUCCCAUAAACAGUUUUGGGAGGGUGGGUGGAUUCCUUGCCCACCAGAAACAGCCCGGGGCUCAUAUCCUCGAGUUCUCCUUCGCCUCUCCCUGCCGCCUCGAAUCUGCCUGAAAGGGGUGGAGUCCUGAGGAGAGCGGCAGUGUUUGGGGGACUGUGCUAGCUGUACCCCCAAAAAACAUACACAGGAGCCUUUGAUCUCAUUAAAGAGAUGUGAACCAGCUGCUUGUGAA
Messenger RNA from Neomonachus schauinslandi (Hawaiian monk seal), 1337 nucleotides. It is a transcript of the gene WBP1, whose product is annotated as WW domain binding protein 1. The transcript has 6 exons. Gene Ontology annotation, molecular function: WW domain binding. The record is from RefSeq and is a predicted model, not a curated record. The coding region runs from base 140 to 1114 and encodes 324 amino acids. NCBI's taxonomy places the organism in Eukaryota, Metazoa, Chordata, Mammalia, Carnivora, Phocidae.